AUAAUCGUUGGUGUGUCAUCUUUAGUUCUUGUGAAAUAAACAUUUUCAAUAAACAAGACGCGCACAUUCCUGUUCGUAUUAACGUAGUUGAAUAUGAGUGCCAUUGUGGAGACAGAAACCCCUGAUGGAAAUGAAACCGUCAGGGCGGAAGCUAAUGGCUCCGAUGACGGCCAAGCGUCCAAACGAAAGUCACCCCAACAAGACGAAAUCGACGAAAACAUUCAAAACAAACGCAUAAAACCGGAGGAGUCGGAGUCUGUGGUUCCCAUUAAAACCGAACCAAAUCCCGAUAUUUCAGUUGCAGUAAAAACCGAGCCGGUAGAUGAGGAUGCUGGGGCAGAGGCAGAGCCUGCUCCUGCUGCAGCCUCCAGCAGCGAUACUGGAAGCCUCCAGGUAAAAGCAGAACCACCUGCAGCGGCGGUGGUUAAAAUUGAACCCCCCAAUUCUAAUGGACAAGCCUCCGACGACUCUGCCGUGACGUCGAGCAGUCUCAGGCCGUCAUGCCGCUUCGGCAUUCGAUGUUACAGACGCAAUCCGGCACAUCGAAGUGCUGAAGCUCAUCCGGGUGAUUCGGACUAUCGCCGGCCCAACUUCCCCGAACCGCCACUCGGAACACCAGCUUGUCCCUUUGGCAACGCCUGCUAUCGCCGCAAUCCAGUGCACUUCCAGCAACAUUCCCACCCCGCAGAUUUCAAUUCCGCGCAGAACAUUCGCAAUCGUCUGCGCCAACGACGGGCCCAGCGGCAGAACGGCAACAGCGGACCCGCUGACGAGGAUGACUUUGGGACAGACGACGAGGACAGUGACCCAUUUGGAGGCGACAAUGACAACGAUGUGGACUAUCGUCCAGGAGCAGACAUUGACGAAGAUGAAGAGGAUGAGCUGGAGUUCGAUAGCCAGCGCAUUAACACAGAUGACUAUGACUAGCGGCGUAGCAUCUACUACCUACACAUUCAUUGUUACUUUAGAGUUAUCCGUUCCGAGUAUCAAGUUACUUCAAUAUAUUUUCCUUUGUUGUACGCUA
This is a messenger RNA of Drosophila kikkawai, 1024 nucleotides long. RefSeq names its product aprataxin and PNK-like factor. Gene Ontology annotation, cellular component: site of double-strand break; nucleus. Gene Ontology annotation, molecular function: DNA-(apurinic or apyrimidinic site) endonuclease activity; 3'-5' exonuclease activity. The record is from RefSeq and is a predicted model, not a curated record. NCBI's taxonomy places the organism in Eukaryota, Metazoa, Arthropoda, Insecta, Diptera, Drosophilidae. Gene Ontology annotation, biological process: double-strand break repair.